Molecule: messenger RNA, 2956 nt
Organism: Octopus bimaculoides (California two-spot octopus)
Lineage: Eukaryota; Metazoa; Mollusca; Cephalopoda; Octopoda; Octopodidae
Product: rho GTPase-activating protein 12
Biological process (GO): regulation of GTPase activity; signal transduction
Cellular component (GO): cytoplasm
Source: RefSeq, a predicted model, not a curated record
UAGAUAGAUAGAUAGAUAGAUAAAUGUCGUGUGUGUGUAUACAUCCUGUCACCUUAAUUAUAGAGAAACCAUUGAGUCAUGUUUGUUAUUUUUCUAUUCAGCCUACACAGGAAGAUAGUUGGUCGCAGUCAAGUUCCACAAAUCAACAGCAACACUCUCCUGACGCAAGCCAGAAAAGUCCGAAAGGAACAUCAAAAGAGACCAAACUAUUGUUCCCCAGCAGAAUGAAAGGACGAGCUCUGUCUACGAGACGGCAAAAAGGAAAAGAUGAUGAAAAGAUGACAAUUCGAGAAAAACUAACCAAUCUUUUAACUGGUCGUCCAACAAUGGAGUCUCUUGAAGCCAAAGGAAUCCUAAAAACUGAUACAACGUUCGGUGCUCUCCUGAAGGAUAUUUGCAACAGAGAUAACUCCGCAGUGCCAAACUUUGUAAAAUUAUGCAUCAAGAGUAUUGAAAACCGAGGACUUAAACAAGACGGUCUGUACCGAGUUAGUGGUAACCUCGCUGAAAUACAGAAGCUGCGUCUUUCAGUAGACAACAUUAAUGCUAACAGUCGAUUCAAUUUGGAUGAUGAAUGCUGGGAUAUUCACACAUUAACUGGGGCCCUGAAACUCUUUUUCAGAGAACUGAAAGAGCCUUUGAUUCCAUUCAAUAAGUUUGAUAAACUAAUGGAAAUUGUCAAAGCAGAAAGUGCUACAAAACGUGAAGAGAAUUUAAGGAAAUACAAAGAAAUUAUUCAUAGCUUUCCCAAGUGCCACUUUGAGACACUUAAGAUGCUGCUUCAACACCUUCUAAGAGUAAUAAAAUUAUCUGAACACAACCGAAUGCUCACUCAAAACGUGGCUAUUGUCUUUGGACCAACAUUGAUGUGGCCAGAACGGGAAUUACACAAUCUUGCCAUUAGUAUCACCUACCAGAGCCAAAUUGUCCAAUUUCUUCUUCAAAACUAUGCAAGCAUCUUUUGAUACAAUAACUUUGUAAAACCUGUCUAAGACUGGCCAUAACCUGUUUUUUAGGUUAAUCUUUUUGGCUGACAUGACCCAACCAUUCCAGCUUCUUUUCAUGACAAUACAGAUUUGUGCAACAUUUGUGUUUACAUGGGGUGUAAUAUUGGAGGGAACUGUCUUUAUUCUUGACAACACACACACAAAAAAAAAAAGGAAAAAAAAACCCUUUGUUUUCUCCAGAAAGUUUUGGACCAAAAAAAAAAGCAAAAAAAACCUAUACAGUUAUAUCGAGUUCAUUUACCUGAAAAGCAAUUUUUUGUUUUUUUUUUAGUUGAAAAUAUUUCUUGGAUAUUUUUUUUUGUUUUGUUUUUCAGGUGUGUUAAAGUUGCUAAAUUAUAUUUUAAUUACGGAAUUUAAGUCAACAUUUUAAAAAUUCUUCUAGCCAUUCCUCAAUGGUAUUUUCCUGUCUUUUAUUAUUAAAAAUUUAUUUUUGUAUUUUCUUUUUCGUCUAAGGAUAUAGUAAAUAAUUUUAUUUCUUCUUUAUUUAAAAUUCUGCGUAGAGACUUGCUGAAGACUGUAAGCUGAUUGGCUUGCUGUGGAAGGGAGAUAACCCUGGCUGUGUUCUUUAUUGGAUUUUGUGGUGAUGCGUGGACAGGCAGCUGAUAGCGAGACCAUGUGUAUGCAUAUAUGUAUGUAUGAUGUAUAUAUAUAUAUAUAUAUAUAUAUAUAUAAAAUCAUAAAAUGACAAAAUAUUGUGUACACAAUCUAUAGCACUUCUAUUUCCAUUUUGUCAUUUUAUCAAAUCUUUACAAACCAGAUGCAUAUAUAUAUAGACAGAUAGAUAUAUAUGCAUUAAUGCACUUGUGUGUAUGCACAUAUAUAUAUGUUAUAUAUGUGUAUGGGUGCAUGUUUGUGAAAUCCCAGACACACAUGCAUGACAUGCAUUAUAAGUUAGUUGUUUUACAGCUAUUGUUUAGCUCUAGAUCAACUUUGAUCAAAAGCAUUCCAGUCGUAACCAUCCCCACUCCCCUUUUUUAUACUUAGGACUGCAUUGUCCGAUGCUUCCUUCCAGAUUUAUGAUGGUAGGAUGUGAUUUUGAGGGAAUUUGGCUGCUAUUACUUGCAGGUCGAGUGACUGCAUAGAGCCCCCCUCCUACUCCCUCGAUUUGCCAGUCUUGUUGCUCUGUUUGAAAGUGAUUGAUAUUAUUCAGUAUCUUGAGAUAAUAUCAUAAAUGAGCUUCUCAUAAGGCAACACUAUACAACUACAACUUUUCACAUACUUUACUUCACAUAUUAUACUUCACAUAUUAUACUUCACAUAUUAUACUUCAUAUACUCUACUUCAUAUAUUCUAUUUCAUAUUAAAUUCCAUAAGGUUUUCUAUAAGAUCUUUUGCUAGAAUUACAACUUACCAACCUGUAAACUAUUUCAAACACUCAAAACCUGCUGUCUUUUGAUUAAUUAGCAUGUUUAAAUUUAUGUAAUUCAUCAGCUUAUGUCUGUUCUUCUAUUUCUAAAAAGCUACUGAACCAUUCCUUUCAAAAUAUAUUUCCUCUUGUACAUAUGUUUAAAUGCAAAUGUGUAGAUGUUUAGUGUACCUACCUCUGUUUGUCGCUGAUCUUACUUUAAAGUUAAAUCUCCCUAUAUUUCUAUGUGGAUGCAAUGUCAAAACUUUGGGUUGAUUGCUGUCCAUAUCUCUGAGCACACAGUCUGUAUAUUCACCGAUAUAUAUAUAUAGACAGAAAUACUGCCAUAUAUGCACCUCUUAUACAGAUAAAUAAAUACUCAUAUAAACAUGACUGUUUACCUGCACAGAGACAUAUUUUAGACAAGCUCCAACUUUACCACACAUACAGACAUAAUAUUAAAGACAUAUUUAUGUACACAUGUAUGUUCUAUGAAUGUUGAUUCAUAGACACGUGUAUGGUGACAUGGGUAUAUUCAUAUACACAUGUAUGUUGUCUGGCUAUGUAAAGUAUAAUAAAUUUUGGAUGGCAUCUUCCACAUUCA